Elaeis guineensis (African oil palm) is the source of this 1183-nucleotide messenger RNA. RefSeq names its product tuliposide A-converting enzyme 2, chloroplastic. NCBI's taxonomy places the organism in Eukaryota, Viridiplantae, Streptophyta, Magnoliopsida, Arecales, Arecaceae. The record is from RefSeq and is a predicted model, not a curated record. Gene Ontology annotation, molecular function: hydrolase activity.
GGUUUCGUCCCUUCAUCCCCCCCACCUCCCAACCCAAUGGAUCCUGACACCGAAAUCCAAUUCGAGUUCUUCCCCUUCAUUCGCCGCUACAAGAGCGGCCGCAUCGAGCGUUUCUACUCCGCCGACCCGAUCCCCGCGGCCAUCGACCCCGAAGGCGUCUCCUCCAAAGACGUCGCCAUCGACCCCGACACCGGCGUCUCCGCCCGCCUCUACCUCCCCAAUCUCCCCGACACCCCUCCAAAAAAGCUUCCAGUCUUUGUCUACUUCCACGGCGGAGGCUUCGUCGUCGGCUCCGCCUUCAGCCCCACCACCCACGCGUACCUCAACUCCCUCGUAGCCCAAGCCAACGUCAUCGCCGUCUCGGUGGAGUACCGCCUGGCCCCCGAGCACCCACUGCCUAUAGCCUACGAGGACUCCUGGGCGGCGCUCAAGUGGGUGGCGUCCCACGCUGCGGGCGGUGGCGCGGAGGCGUGGCUGACCGAGCAUGGGGAUUUUGGACGCAUUUUCUUGGCUGGCUGCAGCGCGGGUGGAAACAUAGCCCAUCACAUGGCGCUGCGCGCGGGUGCUGCGGAUCUCGGACCUGGGGUGAGGAUACGAGGGAUGGCACUGGUCCAUCCCUACUUCGGUGGGAGAGACCCGUUACCUUCGGAGUUGGUGGAUAAGGGGUUGAAGGAGAAGAUGGAUGGGAUGUGGGUGUUGGCUUGUCCCGGCACGGUAGGGAUGGAUGACCCGCUGGUGAACCCGCUGGCGGAGGCGGCGCCGAGCUUAAAGGGAUUGGGGUGCAAGAAGGUACUGGUGUGCGUGGCGGAGAAGGACGUGUUAAGGGAGAGGGGGAGGGUGUAUUACGAAGGGGUGAAGAGGAGCGGAUGGGGAGGCGAGUUGGAGUGGUUCGAGUCGGAGGGGGAGGGGCACGCGUUCCAUUUCAUGAAGUUGAGCUGUGAGAAAGCUUUGGAGCUGAUGGAACGUACCGUGAAGUUCAUCAAUGACAGCUGAAGGUGUCUGUGUUGUUUUCUGAUUCCCUGGGUUGUAUUCACACAGGAAGGUGUCUGUGUUUUGUCUUCUUCUUUUUAACGUCUCCUUAUGGUAAUCUGAUCCCGUUGGUGGUCGAAUAAAAAAACAUGGAUGACCUUUUUAUACUAAUAACAUUUUUAUAUAUUUUAUAAAAAAGAUAAUUUUACUUGUC